This is a messenger RNA of Didymodactylos carnosus, 1041 nucleotides long. The record is from the annotation of a GenBank genome assembly. NCBI's taxonomy places the organism in Eukaryota, Metazoa, Rotifera, Eurotatoria, Philodinida, Philodinidae.
AUGCCGCGAGAUUUGUUGCAAAUACACAAUGCGAGAAAAGUUGCAAUGAAAGUAUUGUUAUCACGUAAAGAUGAAUUAUUGAAUCUACACUAUGUUGCAAUGGCAAUGCCAUCACUUGUUUGGAAACUGGAAACUGUUCCAGAUUUACUUUUAGUGUUAAGUGAGCCCGAUUUGUGCAAUGAAAUAAACAAACUAUGGGGCUUUAAAAGCACUGAUCAAGCGGCAAAACAACUAUUCUACGACACAACCUUCAGUAUCGGUGAUUAUUUCGUUAGCCCUCUGCUGACAAAAAUAAAUUGUUUUGAUGAAGAACCUACGGUUCCCUUUUCUAUUUUAAUUCAUCGAAAUCAAACAACAGAAUCUCAUAUAACACACUUUUUAACAAUGAAAUUAAAUAAAAAACCAUCGUUAAAAAGACUUGUGGACGACAAUAUUUUUAUAACACAUGAUCGUGAAGAUGCAAUUACGAAUAGUAUUUCAUUCGUUUUUCCUCAAUGGACUCAAUUUUCAGAUUAUGUGCAUUUGAAAAGAAACUUGAAGACUCAUUGUCGAAAAGAACAAAUUGGCAAAGAUUUACGUAAACGAAUAUUUGAAUAUAUAGAUAUCCUACAAUUGUCAGAAACAUUAGAGCAAUUUGACGAUACAUAUGAUGAAUUAUCGAAAAUAUGUCCAGAGGAUCUGUUAAAAUAUAUUGAUAAUAAUUUAAAAGAAGUAUUGAUAAAUAUCACUGUAUUUACUCUGCGAUCACAUGGUUAUUUAUGUUCAGAUGUAAUUCCUUAUAGUAAUCGAUGUGAAGGUUUUAAUUUUAUGUUAAAACAGUUGAAUGAAUGGAAAAAAAGCUCUGUCGAUGCAGUUGUUUUAUCAUUUCAUCGUCUUCUGGCUCAUUUUCUAAUUGAUAUUCGCCGAAGUCGUGCCGGCCUUGGAAAAUACCAUUUGAAAUCAAUAGCUGCCCGUUAUGCAUUAGAUACAGAUGAUAUAGAAGAUGAGCCCAAAAUAUCCAUGAAUGAUAUCGUUAAAGAAUUACAGGCUGAUUUAUAUUAA